AUGUCUAUAAUAGACACCUUUAUUUAUUUAUCUAUAUCUAUAAUAAGUACCUUAUCUAUAUCUAAAAUAGACACCUUUAUUUAUUUAUCUAUAUCUAUAAUAGGUACCUCAUCUAUAUCUAUAAUGGACACCAUUAUUUAUUUAUCUAUAUCUAUAAUAGGCACCUUAUCUAUAUCUAUAAUAGACAACUUUAUUUAUUUACCUAUAUCUAUAAUAGGCACCUUUAUUUAUUUAUCUAUAUCUAUAAGAGGCACCUUUAUUCAUUUAUCUAUAUGUAUAAUAGGCACCUUAUCUAUAUCUAUAAUAGGCACCUUAUCUAUAUCUAUAAUAGGCACCUUUAUUUAUUUAUCUUUAUCUAUAAUAGGCACCUUAUCUAUAUCUAUAAUAGGCACCUUUAUUUAUUUAUCUAUAUCUAUAAUAGGCACCUUUAUUUAUUUAUCUAUAUCUAUAAUAGGUACAUCAUCUAUAUCUAAAAUAGGCACCAUUAUUUAUUUAUCUAUAUCUAUAAUAGGCACUUUAUCUAUAUCUAUAAUAGGCACCUUAUCUAUAUCUAUAAUAGGCACCUUUAUUUAUUUAUCCAUAUCUAUAUUAGUAACCUUAUCUAUAUCUAUAAUAGGCACCUUUAUUUAUUUAUCUAUAUCUAUAAUAGGCACCUUAUCUAUAUCUAUAUUAGACACCUUUAUUUAUUUAUCCAUAUCUAUAAUAGGAACCAUAUCUAUGUCUAUAAUAGGUACCUUUAUUUAUUUAUCUAUAUCUAUAAUAGGCACCUGUAUUUAUUUAUCUAUAUCUAUAAUAGGUACCUUAUCUAUAUCUAUAAUAGGCACCUUUAUUUAUUUAUUUAUCUAUAUCUAUAAUAGGCACCUUAUCUAUAUCUAUAAUAGGCACCUUUAUUUAUUUAUCUAUAUGUAUAAUAGGCACCUUAUCUAUAUCUAUAAUAGACUCCUUUAUUUAUUUAUCCAUAUCUAUAAUAGGCACCUUUAUUUAUUUAUCUAUAUCUAUAAUAGGUACCUUAUCUAUAUCUAUAAUAGGCACCUUUAUUUAUUUACCUAUAUCUAUAAUAGGCACCUUAUCUAUAUCUAUAAUAGGCACCUUUAUUUAUUUAUCCAUAUCUAUAUUAGUAACCUUAUCUAUAUCUAUAAUAGGCACCUUUAUUUAUUUAUCUAUAUCUAUAAUAGGCACCUUAUCUAUAUCUAUAAUAGGCACCUUUAUUUAUUUAUCUAUAUCUAUAAUAGGCACCUUAUCUAUAUCUAUAAUAGGCACCUUUAUUUAUUUAUCUAUAUCUAUAAUAGGCACUUUUAUUUAUUUAUCCAUAUCUAUAAUAGUAACCUUAUCUAUAUCUAUAAUAGGCACCUUUAUUUAUUUAUCUAUAUCUAUAAUAGGCACCUUAUCUAUAUCUAUAAUAGACCCCUUUAUUCAUUUAUCCAUAUCUAUAAUAGGAACCUUAUAUAUAUCUAUAAUAGGCACCUUUAUUUAUUUAUUUAUCUAUAUCUAUAA
This is a messenger RNA of Acanthosepion pharaonis, 1494 nucleotides long. NCBI's taxonomy places the organism in Eukaryota, Metazoa, Mollusca, Cephalopoda, Sepiida, Sepiidae. The record is from the annotation of a GenBank genome assembly.